UCAAAAUCGUGCAAUUGUUCAAUAUUCGUGGAAAUUUUAAUUGAAUUUAAUUUAUAAAUUAGCUUGAUACGAAAGAUGAUUUCAUUACUUUUGAUUGUGUUUGCGGUGACGACAAUUGUGGUGAAAUAUUUUAUGCACAUGAGUCGAAUGGAAAGCUAUGUGAAACACUUGGGUAUUAAAGGUCUUUUGAUUCCAUUCAUUGGCAAUGUCCAUGUGCUGUUGGGAAAAUCGUCGCAGUAUCUAUUCAAAGAAGUGGCUAGAACGACACUAGAGAUCGGUACACCUAUGAAAGCUUAUGUCGGACCUCUUUUGUUUGUGAUCAUUGAUAAUCCUUCAGAUUUGAAAAUAAUCCUAACAUCACCACACACACUUGACAAGCCAUACGUGUACAAAUAUAUGCCUAAUGGCAACGGGAUUCUUGUUGAAACAUCGGCACAUCUGUGGAAACCAAUUCGAAAGCUGAUGAAUCCAGCGUUUGGCAUGAAGGUUCUUCAGUCAUCGAUGCAUAUUUUCAAUGCAGAAACAAGCAACUGGAUGAAAUGUUUGAGUUUAAAUGUUGGAAAAUCAGAAUUUGAUGUGUUUCCAAUUACGAAUAAGCACACGAUGAGAAUGAUGUGCGGCACUACAAUGGGUAUCGACAGCAUGAGCCAUGAUGACGUAAGUCAGUUUCUAUACAGCAUGGAAACUGUCUUCGAAACUGUUAUAAAACGUUUUCUCUUGGUUUGGACGCAGCCAGACUUCAUAUAUCGUUGGACGUCCCUUUAUCAAACAGAGAAGAAACACUAUGAUAUUAUAAAAAACUUCACCGAUAAAGUGUUCGAUGAGAAAAAAGCCGAUUAUUUUAGAAAAGCGUGCAAAAAUGAAUCAUCGGAAAAAAUGCCGCUUACAUUAAUCGACCAUUUAUUGGACUCCUAUUUUUCUGGCCGAUGUAGUGAGCGAAUUAUUAAAGAGCAAAUGGAAACUGCAUUAAUGGCCGGCAGUGAUACAACCGCGUACACCGUUUCUUUUGCAAUUCUAAUGCUUGCAAUGCAUCCUGAUGUGCAAGAGAAACUUUUUGAAGAAUUACAUUCUUCGUACGAUGAACAAGAUGAAGAGACGUCAUUCGAACAACUUCAGAAACUACCAUUUUUAGAUUGUUGUAUGAAAGAAACAAUGCGAUUGUUUCCGGUGGCAAGUGUUAUUGGUCGGACCUCAAAUGUUGACAUUCCAAUUAGCAAUUGUACCAUCCCAAAAGAAGCCACCAUUAUUAUGUCGAUUUUUACUUUGCAUCGGAGAAAAGAUGUUUGGGGCGAUGAUGUCAACGAAUUUAAACCAGAACGUUUUUCACCGGAAAACGUCAGCCAGAGACAUCCGUAUGCAUUUCUUCCAUUCAGCUGCGGUCCUCGUAACUGUAUUGGUUAUCUGCAAGCAAUGAUAUUAAUGAAAGUGCUUCUUUCGGCAUGUGUACGAAAUUUUAAAUUGUCGACACAUCUUAAAAUGUCGGAACUUGAGCUGAAAUACGACGUAACACUCAAAUUAAUCAACAAACAUUUGGUUUCGAUGGAAAAACGGGCUUGGUAGAUUAAGAGUGGUGUAAAAACCCAAAUAAAAUUUUAUUGAAAUACA
Contarinia nasturtii (swede midge) is the source of this 1605-nucleotide messenger RNA. RefSeq names its product probable cytochrome P450 313a4. The transcript has 9 exons. The record is from RefSeq and is a predicted model, not a curated record. Bases 76 to 1560 code for a protein of 494 amino acids. Gene Ontology annotation, molecular function: monooxygenase activity; oxidoreductase activity, acting on paired donors, with incorporation or reduction of molecular oxygen; iron ion binding. Lineage: Eukaryota; Metazoa; Arthropoda; Insecta; Diptera; Cecidomyiidae.